GAAAAUAAUAUAAAGUCGAUAGCUUUACUGUAUAAUUAACAAAAAAACAGUUCGUUCUGAAAAAAAAAGAUUAGAUUUUCCUCUGUUUCGUUCUUCUCUCUGUUUUUGUUCUCUGUUUCGUAGUAUCAAUGGAGGUUGAAUCAACUAAAGAUCCGAACUUUUAAAACGGGUCAAAAAAACCCAAAACCCGGAUGGACACGGCACGACUUGUGGGUGACUACGAACUUGGCCCGAGACUCGGGUCUGGUUCCUUCGCUGUGGUGUGGCUAGCCAAGCAUCGAUCCUCUGGUUUAGAAGUCGCCAUCAAGGAGAUUGAUAAGAAGAAGCUUAGCCCUAAAGUCAGAGACAAUCUCCUCAAGGAGAUUUCUAUUCUCAGCACUAUUGAUCAUCCCAACAUCAUCAGAUUCUAUGAAGCUAUUGAGACUGGAGAUAGGAUAUUUCUUGUGUUGGAGUAUUGUAGUGGAGGUGAUCUUGCUGAUUAUAUCAAUGUCCAUGGCAAAGUCUCAGAAGCUGUUGCUAAGCAUUUUAUGAGGCAAUUGGCUUUAGGUUUGCAAGUACUUCAAGAGAAGCAUUGUAUCCACAGAGAUUUAAAGCCUCAGAAUUUACUUUUAUCGUCCAAGGAAGUUACUCCAUUGCUAAAGAUAGGAGAUUUUGGGUUUGCAAGGUCUUUAACUCCUGAGAGCAUGGCUGAAACAUUCUGUGGUUCUCCUUUGUAUAUGGCUCCAGAGAUUAUCCGGAACCAAAAAUAUGAUGCUAAGGCUGACUUGUGGAGUGCUGGUGCGAUUUUGUUUCAACUUGUAACUGGGAAGCCACCUUUUGAUGGGACUAAUCACAUCCAGCUAUUUCAAAAUAUUGUGAGAGACACUGAGCUGAAGUUUCCUGGAGAUGCUUUGAAUGAGAUUCAUCCUGAUUGUGUUGAUCUCUGCAGAAGUCUUCUACGCCGAGACCCAAUUGAACGCUUGACGUUUCGAGAGUUCUUCAGCCACAGGUUCCUUCACGAGCCAAGACAAAUGCAUGGUAUUACACAUUUUGAUGCUGAUACUUCUAGGGGGAAAUCAUCUUUGUCUUAUGCACAACAAAGUAGUACAAACAGAUUCAAAUCAAGUUCAGAGAAUGUCUACAAACAUGAGAGUUCCUCUAGUGCCUCAACUUCCAACAUUUUGAUGCAGCAACAUGUCUCUUGUGAGAAGACCAAUGAGGGACAAUCCUCAUCAAACCAACUUGGAGUACUUGACUCGCUUGAGCUCAUAGAGAGGGAAUAUGUACUUGUAAACCGUCCUUCUGAAGGUUCUUCAGAUUAUUUCGACACAUCACUUGAAGCACAGAGACCAUUACCUGACGUGUCAGCACCACGACCAGCAAGUGGAUCAUACCUGUUGACAGAAGUCCAACGGUUAACGAUCGUUCAUCCUCCAACCAAGCUCCAACUCUUGCAACAGUAUGCAGAGGCACUUACAGAAGUAGCUAACGAGAUGGACAAUGCAGGACAAGUGAAGGAAUCUUUUGCUGUUACCCUCGUCGUUUUAGCUGCAUGGAGGAAAGCUUUAGAGAUAUGUGAUUCUUGGAUGGUGUCCGUUGGAGAGGAUAGAGUGAACACAACAACUCCAGAGACUUCAAAUCCAGAUUUAAAUUCACCAGAAGUAGCUAAAACUUGGGUGACACAAGAGUUUGUUACUGCGUUUAACCAGGCUGAGACUUCAUCAACUCAACUAAACCAAACAAGCGCUGCAACUCAUAUGCCUGAUGCCAUGGAAACAAUAUACGAGAAGGCAUUAGCAUACGGCAAGAGUGGUGGGGCAGAAGAAUAUUUGAAUAACAAGGAAAGUGCAGCAAGAUUAUACAAGAAAGCGAUUCUGCUACUCUCCUUUAUAAUAGAGGAAGCAGUGACUCUACCUCUGUCCCCUCCUUUCUCAUUAACCCCUGACGACAAAAAGAGGAUUCUCUACUACAUCUCUAACUUGCAGCAUCGUCGGUCUCAUCUUUAGUGAAAAAAUCGACUGCUACAUUGUACAGAAAAAAAACUUUCUAAGCUUGGCUCAGCCUUGAAUCACGUUUAUAACAUUUGGUAUUUUCUUAUUUCUUGAAAUUUCAAAAUGGUUACUCUAGAUUUAUGAUGUUGUGACUAAAAGUAUUCGACUCCACCCAUUGUAUAGUAUACUAUCAAAAGCUUUAAAAAAAAUUGCUAGC
Molecule: messenger RNA, 2187 nt
Organism: Eruca vesicaria subsp. sativa (arugula)
Lineage: Eukaryota; Viridiplantae; Streptophyta; Magnoliopsida; Brassicales; Brassicaceae
Source: the annotation of a GenBank genome assembly